AUGUCUGAGCCCUCGGCUACCGCGCCCCCGGCCGACCCCGCCGCACCCAUUUCUAAGAAUGCCGAGAAGAAAAAAGCUAAGAUGAAGGAGAACGAGGCGCGCCUUGCCCUCAAGGCUGCAAAGGCCGCCAAGGCCGCUGCCACCACGCCCGCUGGCGGAGAGAAGAAGGCGAAGAAGGAGAAGGAGCAGGAGCAGGAGGUCCCGUUCGUGAACACCACGCCUAAGGGGGAGAAGAAAGACAUGUCGCAGCCCAUGCCUGCCGGCUACAACCCAAUCGCCAUCGAGGCUGCUUGGUACGACUGGUGGCAGGCCCAGGGCUUCUUCCAGCCUCAGUUAACACAGAACGGCGAAGUCAAACCUGAGGGCGUCUUCGUUAUCCCCUCGCCCCCACCAAAUGUCACCGGCAGUCUUCACAUCGGACACGCCCUGACGGUCGCGAUCCAGGACUGCUUGGUUCGAUGGAAUCGUAUGCUGGGCAAAACUACACUCUUCGUCCCCGGGUUCGACCAUGCUGGUAUCUCCACUCAGUCCGUGGUUGAGAAGCGAUUGUACAAGACCGGCGUCACGCGACACGACCUCGGACGCGAGAAGUUCGUAGAGAAGGUCUGGGAAUGGAAAGAAGACUACCAAGGUCGGAUCACCAACCAACUCCAGAGGUUGGGCGGAAGUUAUGAUUGGACUCGUGUAGCCUUCACGAUGAACGAGAGCCUCUCAAAAGCCGUCGUAGAAACCUUCUGCACCCUCCAUGAAGAGGGGAUUCUGUACCGCGCGAAUCGGCUGGUCAAUUGGUGCGUCAAGCUGAACACGACGCUGUCAAAUCUCGAGGUAGACCAGAAGCAGCUAGAGGGCCGGACCCUUCUCAACGUGCCUGGCUACGACCUGAAGGAGAAAUUCGAGUUCGGUAUCAUCGUCUCAUUUGCGUACCCCAUAGAGGGCUCAGAUGAGAAGAUCGUCGUUGCGACGACCCGUCCAGAGACCAUGCUGGGCGAUACCGCUGUAGCCGUUCACUCUCAGGAUCCCCGAUACAAGCAUCUUCAUGGCAAGUUUGUGAAGCACCCCUUCGUUGAUCGCCGGAUCCCGAUCAUCACCGACGACAUCGUCGUCGACAUGGCUUUCGGUACUGGUGCCGUCAAAAUCACCCCCGCGCAUGACCCCAACGAUUACGAGGUCGGCGCUCGCCACAAGUUGGACUUCAUCAACAUUUUGAACGACGACGGUACCUUCAACGAGAAUGCUGGCGAGAAGUUCAAGGGCAUGAAGCGCUUCCAUGCUCGCGUGGCUGUCGUACAAGCACUCAAGGACCUCGGUCUGUACGUCGAGACCAAGGACAACCCGAUGCAGAUUCCCAUUUGCAGCAAGUCCGGAGACGUCAUUGAACCCAUUCUCAAGCCACAAUGGUGGGUGAACUGCACGCCGCUGGCAGAGGAGGCCGUCAAGCGCACAAGGGCGGGCGAGCUUAACAUCGCGCCCAAGUCGUCCGAGGCUGAGUGGUAUCGUUGGCUCGAAGGUAUUCAGGACUGGUGUAUCUCGCGGCAACUGUGGUGGGGUCACAGGUGUCCUGCCUACUUCGUCAAAGUCGAGGGCCAGGAUCAGGAUCGCAACGACGGCAAGCACUGGGUGGUUGGCCGCACUCUGGAAGAAGCGAUGGCCCGCGCCGAGAAGCUUGCGGCAGGUGCGAAGUUCACUUUGGAGCAAGAUGAAGAUGUGCUCGACACCUGGUUCUCGUCCGGUCUCUGGCCAUGGUCGAUCCAGGGAUGGCCGUCAAAAACUAAGGAUCUCGAGAUGUUCUAUCCUGCUUCAUUGCUCGAGACCGGCUGGGAUAUUCUCUUCUUCUGGGUCGCCCGCAUGGUCAUCCUCGGCGUUCACUUGACCGGCAAGAUGCCGUUCUCGGAGGUCUACUGUCACGCGAUGAUCCGAGAUGCACACGGGCGCAAGAUGUCCAAGUCACUCGGGAACGUCAUUGACCCGCUCGAUGUCAUCCAGGGUCUCGACCUCGAGUCCCUCCACCAGAAGCUGUACGAGGGCAACUUGGACGAGCGCGAGAUCGUGAAGGCAAAGGCCGGCCAGAAGAAGGAUUUCCCGAAGGGCAUCCCCCAGUGCGGCACGGACGCGCUCCGCUUCGCACUCUGCGCCUACUCCGGCGGCGGGCGCGACAUCAACCUCGAGAUCCUGCGCGUGGAGGGCUACCGCAAGUUCUGCAAUAAGAUCUUCAACGCGACCAAGUUCGCGAUGCUCAAGCUCGACGAGACCUUCGUGCCUUCUCCUGCUGCCCAGCCCACUGGCAACGAGUCGCUCGUUGAGAAGUGGAUCCUCCACAAGCUCAACCUCGCGUCGGAAGAGAUCAACAAGCAGCUGACCGACCGCAAUUUCAUGAGCGCCACCAACGCUGCGUACAACUUCUGGCUGUACGAGCUCUGUGACGUGUAUAUUGAAGCGAUGAAGCCCAUGACGGAAGAGUCGGCGUCGGAGACCACCCGCAAGUCCGCACAGCAGACGCUCUACACGUGUCUCGACCACGGUCUCCGCCUCCUCCAUCCCUUCAUGCCGUAUGUCACCGAGGAGCUCUGGCAGCGCCUGCCGCGCCGCCCGAACGACCCCACGCCGUCGAUCAUGGUAUCGAAGUACCCCACUUUCGACAAAGCCUUCGAGUUCUCACAGGCGGAGCGCGACUUCGAUCUCGUGUUCUCCGCCGUUAAAGCUUCCCGUGCCCUCGCCGCCGCGUACAACGUCCAGCAGAAUCUCCAGGGUGAGAGCGCACAAUAUUCCAUCCCCAACUCGGUCGCUAACGCCACCCUUCCAGUCUUCAUGCGCGCUGAGAAGGAGGACGAGGCCGAGCUUUUCGCCUCGCAGAUCCCGACGUUCCUCGCGCUGACGAAGAACUGCAUGUCCGUCGACGUCGUGCGCGACAUCAGCGGCGUCCCCGCCGGCUGCGGCUCGGAGCUGCUGACGCCGACCAUCUUCACCCACAUCCUCGUCAGGGGCCAGGUGGACAUCGACGCCGAGGUCAACAAGGGCGAGAAGAAGCUCGCGAUCGCGAAGAUGAACCUGUCGAAGAUCCAGAAGAUCGAGGCGCAGGCGGAUUACGAGUCGACGGUGCCGGAGAGCGUCCGCCUUGCGAACGAGGAGAGGCGCAAGACGUUCGAGGCUGACAUUCAGCUCUUGGAGCACUCGAUCCAGAUGUUCACCGAGAUGAAGUAG
Molecule: messenger RNA, 3198 nt
Organism: Epithele typhae
Lineage: Eukaryota; Fungi; Basidiomycota; Agaricomycetes; Polyporales; Epitheliaceae
Product: tRNA synthetases class I-domain-containing protein
Exons: 18
Coding region: 1-3198 (1065 amino acids)
Biological process (GO): valyl-tRNA aminoacylation
Cellular component (GO): cytosol
Molecular function (GO): valine-tRNA ligase activity; aminoacyl-tRNA deacylase activity; ATP binding
Source: RefSeq, a predicted model, not a curated record